Ooceraea biroi (clonal raider ant) is the source of this 1803-nucleotide messenger RNA. Its product is annotated as histone-lysine N-methyltransferase SETMAR-like. The record is from RefSeq and is a predicted model, not a curated record. Lineage: Eukaryota; Metazoa; Arthropoda; Insecta; Hymenoptera; Formicidae. Gene Ontology annotation, cellular component: condensed chromosome; site of double-strand break; nucleus. Gene Ontology annotation, biological process: DNA integration; double-strand break repair via nonhomologous end joining; mitotic DNA integrity checkpoint signaling. Gene Ontology annotation, molecular function: single-stranded DNA endonuclease activity; double-stranded DNA binding; DNA topoisomerase binding.
AUUAUAACUUUAUUCUUCUGUAGUUGUUUCCAAUUCUUCUGGAAUUUCGUGUGUCAUAGUAGUAUUGUUAAUAUUAGGUUGGUGUAAAUGAAAUGGCCGUUUUUCUUAUUUUAAACUUCUCACCUUUGUAGUUCACCUUUCUUCCUCGCCGACAGCGCUGUGUGUAUACUAUAUCAAAUGUACAUUUCCCGCGCGUGAAUUUGUAUACAUAAUCUGACUUUUUUAGUAGGAUAGUGGUUGUUGAAAUUCAUGUUUAUGUCAAGAUGGAAAAUAAGGAAAUUCGAAUAAUUUCUUUGUACGAGUUCAAACUUGGUCAUAGUGCGGCCCUGGUAACGUAAAAUAUUAAUACGGCUUUCGGCGAAGGUUCCGCGAAUGAAAGAAGAACGAGGCGUUGGUUUGAAAAGUUUCGAUCUGGAGACACAAACCUUGACAAUUUGCCUCGUGGACAUGCACCUUUCGUCAUUGAUGACACUAUUUUAAAGGACAUGAUCGAAGUGGAUCCGACAUUAACAGUUCGAGAGGUUGCAGAAAGGCUCAAUGUUCAUCACUCAACUGUCGUCAGACAUUUACGAAGGCUGGGAAAAGUGAAGAAGUUGGAUAAAUGGAUUCCCCAUGAAUUGACGGAGAGAGACAAAAUAAGACGUUUAGAAACCUGCAUUUCUUUGCUUUCCCGGCAUAAUAAUGAUGGAAUAUUGCACAGAAUUGUGACGUGCGAUGAAAAAUGGAUAUUAUAUGAUAACCGUCGACGAUCUGCACAGUGGCUGAAUGUGAAUGAGCCUCCAAAACGUAUGCCAAAGCCGAACCUUCAUCCCAAAAAGAUUAUGGUUUCAAUAUGGUGGUCAAGUAAGGGAAUCGUGCAUUAUUCAUUUAACAAACAAGGUGAGGCUAUAAACGCUGAUAAAUACUGUCAGGAAAUUGACGUUAUGUAUGCAAAUCUGUGCGCUCAACAGCCGGCAUUGGUCAAUAGACAUGGUGUAUUGUUACUUCACGAUAAUGCUAGGUCACACGUUGCAAAAAAGACCAUAAAAAAAUUAUUCGAGUUAAACAUCGAAGUUCUCCCUCAUCCUCCUUAUUCUCCAGAUAUUUCACCGACUGAUUAUCAUUUGUUCAAACAUUUGGAUGGGUUUCUAACUGGAAAAGUUUUCCAAGAAGAAAAGCGUGUAAAAGAUGCAUUCUAUGAGUUCAUCGGCUCUCGUUCUUCAGAUUUUUUUAAACAUGGUAUUGAUACACUUGUAUCACGUUGGAACAAAUGCAUUGAAAUAGAUGGAGACUAUUUUGAUUAAUAUAGUAAGUGUUAAGUUUGUCAAAUAAAGCUUUAAAGUUCAAAUUAAAAAACGGCCAUUUCAUUUGCACCAACUUAAUAUUAUCAAUUAAAGUUAUUCGAACAAAUCUUUCUAGCUUCAUAAAGUACGCGUUCACAAUUGGAUCCGGUCGGGGGUUCUGAAUUAAUUCAAUUUCCUCAAUAAAUUCUAUGUCGGAUUCAUCGCAGGUUAAAUUAAUAAUUUCCGAUUCCUCGGUAGUAGGUUGAGGUAAAGCUCCUGUUCCUGGAUCCUCAGUCUCGGCGGAUGUGUCGCCACUUCCAGAGGGGUUUUGAUGUGGAAAAUUGCUACUGGUGGGUGAUGGAGAUAAGGGCAGCUCUUUGCCCUCUGAUGAUGUCGAAGGAACCUGGUCGGUGCUUUGCUCGAGACGAUGGUCUGAUCUAUUAAGAUUCUUUAAAAAUUUCAGAUACUGUUCUUGGCGCAACCUUUGAAGAUAUUCAAUCCUCUCUCUUUUACGGCGUCCAGCCCUAUGGCGCCUUUUCUU